Messenger RNA from Microplitis mediator, 2708 nucleotides. Its product is annotated as NF-kappa-B inhibitor cactus-like. Lineage: Eukaryota; Metazoa; Arthropoda; Insecta; Hymenoptera; Braconidae. The transcript has a single exon. Gene Ontology annotation, molecular function: protein binding. The record is from RefSeq and is a predicted model, not a curated record. The coding region runs from base 309 to 854 and encodes 181 amino acids.
CUGUUUAAAGUGUUUUAACUGAUCUUUAACCCUGGCUUGAUUAUAGGCAACUAACAAAACAAAGAAUUUAACCGAUAAGAUUAUUGAUGUUGCGUCUUAUUGUCCAUAAAUGUGAUGUAAUUAUUCGCGAAAGUAAUUUAGUGAUAAACUUUGAACUUUGAUCCGACAAAACUAAAUUUGAUAAGAAUAUAAACAAGAGUAUUUAACGGAAACACUAACGGAUCAUAAGACAUUUGCAAAUGUACCUUUUGUUUGUGCGCUUUUAACUAUAUAAAGAAAUAAUUGACUAAGUAAGUGAUUGAUUGGAUAUGUGGUCACUGCAAAACUCUAUCUUUACUUGUGAACGAAAUCAUGAAGGUGAGAAUAUAAUUCACUAUCUUUGCCGCAAUGGAGGAGUCAUUGAUUUGCUGACUUUCCGAAAUGCCAUUAACGAUGAAAAUAAAUAUCUGCUGUCGGAAUUCAAUCGUGAUGGAAAACAGUGUAUGCAUAUUGUCGUAAGUCUGGAUAAAGUUGAUCCCAUAAAUAAACUCACGCUUUUGAUGAAGUGGGGCGCGGAUAUCAAUAGUAAGGAUCGAAAGGAUGGCAAUACGGCUCUUCAUAUUGCGGUCCUUACAAACAACUACGAAGUGGCUAAAUGGCUGUGCCAGCAGCCGGGAGUUGACAAGGAGAUUCUUAACUUUGCUCAUAAGACUCCGUAUCAGGUUGCCUGUGACCGUGCCAAUAUCAGGAUGAUGGACCUACUCAGGAAGAAUGGAGCACGAUGUGACGUUCCACUGAAAAAGAGUGCAGCUUACCGAAGGGCAAGUCAUGGUCAUGGUGUCAAGUUCAUCAGAAUGCAGGAAUCAGCUCAUUAGGUGAUGAGCGAUGCAACUUGAAACUUUAAGAAGUUAUUGUAGAAUUUUCGGUAUCAAUGUAUACAUUUAUAAGUCAUUAUUUCACGAAAUUGUUAAUCUCAUUUUGUGCCAACCAAACUUUUUUGUUAAUUAAUGUUACAAGUCCUUAUACGAUGUAAUUAACAUUGUAAGCUACUAUCACUAAAACAGUUUAUUGGAGGAACAAGUCUUGUGUAUAAUUAUGUGUAACUAUUAACGGUUUUCGAUUUCAAAUAAUUAUUCCGAGCAGAUUCUUGUUUAUUUUUUUAUGUUCUUAGAUCAGGCAUACAUACUCUACCCUAACAAUAUUGCAGUUAAAUUUCCAGCAAUAAAACAGUAAUGUUUCAAUUGUUGUGAUGGACAUUUGCAUUUAAGCUGCCCCGCUAAUCGGCACAAAACAUAUUACAAUGAUUAUAAAUACUGUGUGUAAUCUCAUCUAAAAUAAACAAAAGAAUGUUCUUUCUUUGGAAAAUCAGUUACAAGACUUUGUUCAGUAUUUUUGUUCAUCAUUUAAGAAGCUAUUAUAUUUUACAAUAAAUAAAUAAAUUCAUAAUAGAUAUAUAUAACAUAUAUCAUGAAAUACGAGUCUACUAUUCAGAAAAAAAUGACGCAUAUUAAAAGCUACAAAAAUUUUUUCUCAUUUGUUUUCUUCUAUUAGUUGUUGAAAGGGGAUAUAUAUAUAUAUAUAUAUAUAUAUAUAUAUCCCCUCUAUACUUUAACUAAUAAAAAGAACGAAUAUUUACAAAAAACAAUUUCGGUUCAUUAUAAGUUUAAUAAUUAUCAUAUUAAGUUUAAUGUCGUGAUUUGUAAGCCAAUUUACUAUUGCUUUAUCACACGUGACUAAUACUGCAAUACAAUAAUUUAUAUCAUAGACACUGCGUGAUAAAAUGAUGGUGUAGAAAUAAAAAUUCUUUGAUUGAAAUGAAUCAACUAAAAUUACUCAAUUCACAUCGUGACGUAGCUAGAUCGUGCAUUCAAUCUUUACCUGUCCAGAUAUUUCCACCAAUUUUCAACGGAAUACUAUACGAAUUGAUAAAUCUAUUAGCUUUUUCAAUGAUGAACGAAAAUAGCGAAUAAAUUUCUGUAAUAUAAUUAAAAGUGAUGACGUCAUUCGCUGAUGAAAAUAAUGAAAAUAGUAUCAGCAGAAACAACUACUUCGAUAUUCUUCAACAGGAGUCAUGUAGAAAUUUUCAACCUAGAGUGUGUUCCUAGUCGCGGUUUGAACGACAGUAUGAAGAUUUUCAUAGAAACUGCGGUUUUGUGUACUAGUAAUGAUUUCCAAAUCGAAACUUUCUAAUUGAACCAAACUUCUUGUAAGCUUAAAUUAGAUAACAUACAACAUACUUUUACAUUUAUUUUCCGAGGAGGUAUAGUAUUUUCACACUAAAGCGAUACAAAUCGUUAUCAUAUAUAACUUCCUGAAAUUACCUAAAUAGAAGUUUAUCCGUCUCUUGGUUCAAAAAUAUAAUUUAUCGAUUCAUUCAAUUAUUCACGUGGACACUGAUUUCACCCUCAUGAAUUGGAUUUUCAAUCGAAAUUUUCAAAUAUUUACACAAAUGUUAUACACCAUUUAACAAUCGAUUACGCACGUAUCGAAUGGUAUUGUUCAUCACGUGUAUGGCCACGAUUCUGAAAAAACUCUUCUCAUUGGAUACCAAUAUUAUGCACUUACAAAGUAUAGAAUAAUUACAUAUUAUAUUCCUCUUUAAGUAAUUCUGUUUUUUUUUUUUUGGACCUUGACGAUUCGACCGAAUUAAUUUAUUCUAUUUUGUCAGAAAAAAUUCUCUUGCAGUAUAAAAGCUGCAACAAGAAUUUUCAGUUUCUUCAUUCGCUUAU